Molecule: messenger RNA, 1135 nt
Organism: Tripterygium wilfordii
Lineage: Eukaryota; Viridiplantae; Streptophyta; Magnoliopsida; Celastrales; Celastraceae
Product: triosephosphate isomerase, cytosolic-like
Exons: 9
Coding region: 139-903 (254 amino acids)
Biological process (GO): glycerol catabolic process; gluconeogenesis; glycolytic process
Cellular component (GO): cytosol
Molecular function (GO): triose-phosphate isomerase activity
Source: RefSeq, a predicted model, not a curated record
UACGUGAUCCCUAAACCACUCGUUCGCCACUACAAAACCAACUAAACCCAGACCAGACCAGAGUUAUCUGCGAGAAGAAGCUCUGGUUUUUUCUUUUCUCCAAAUCACGCUUCCGAUUAAUCGCCAAAUAGAGUAAACAUGGGCAGGAAAUUCAUUGUCGGUGGCAACUGGAAAUGCAAUGGGACAACUGAGGAGGUGAAGAAGAUUGUCACCAUGUUGAAUGAAGUUGAGGUCCCUUCAGAGGAUGUUGUGGAGGUGGUUGUAAGCCCUCCUUUUGUGUUCUUACCUGUCGUAAAGAGUCUUUUGCGGCCUGAUUUCCAUGUCGCUGCACAAAACUGUUGGGUUCGUAAGGGUGGUGCUUUUACCGGAGAGGUUAGUGCUGAGAUGCUUGUGAAUUUGGGCAUUCCUUGGGUAAUUCUUGGUCAUUCAGAAAGAAGAGCUCUUCUUAAUGAGUCAAAUGAGUUUGUUGGAGACAAGGUUGCAUAUGCACUUUCUAUAGGCUUGAAAGUGAUUGCUUGUGUUGGGGAAACACUGGAGCAGCGAGAAUCAGGAUCUACUGUGGAUGUUGUUUCUGCUCAAACAAAAGCAAUUGCAGAGAAAAUCUCAAGUUGGGAAAAUGUUGUCGUGGCUUAUGAGCCAGUUUGGGCCAUUGGUACAGGAAAGGUUGCCACCCCUGCUCAGGCUCAGGAGGUGCAUUUUGAAUUGAGGAAAUGGCUUAAGGGCAAUGUUGGUGCUGAAGUUGCUGCAUCCACCAGAAUUAUCUAUGGAGGUUCUGUAAAUGGAGGAAACUGCAAAGAACUGGCAGGACAGCCAGAUGUGGAUGGCUUUCUAGUCGGUGGAGCUUCACUGAAGCCUGAGUUCAUUGACAUUAUCAAGUCUGCCACGGUGAAGAAGAAUGCUUAAAAGUUUGAAGCUUUUCUUAUUUGGUAGAAACUGGCGGCCAGUUUGUUUGUUAAAGGGCCUUUCUGUUGCUUAAGAGUUGCUAACUUUAGUUGUGGGGUCUGUCUCUGGAGCAGACAUUAAUAAGUUAAAAAGAGUUUCAACUUUCACCUCAUACCUGACGUGUGAGGUAUAAAUUUGUUUUGAACUCUUCCUGAAUCAACCAGAUAUCACGGUUCUGUUUUGUUUUCUAUUA